Messenger RNA from Dentiscutata heterogama, 354 nucleotides. Lineage: Eukaryota; Fungi; Glomeromycota; Glomeromycetes; Diversisporales; Gigasporaceae. The record is from the annotation of a GenBank genome assembly.
AUGUCUGAAAAAAGUUUAUCUAUUAGUGAUAUGGCAAAACUUGAAAAUCAUUCAUCUUUUCAUACUUAUGUUGUCUCUCCAGUUCAAGCUUUCUUUCAUAAUUCAUGCACUACAUCUUCACUGGUUAAUAAUUUUGAUAAAUUACCCUCUUCUUUAGAAAUCACUGGUAAAUCCUCAAAUCAAAACAGGCUUGAUAUUCCAAUUCCUUCAAUCCCAACCCUUUCAAUUCCUAAUGUUCCAUCUAGUAUAGAACUAGCUGUUUUAGCCAUUAGUAGUGCUAUCACCGAUGCUGCAAAUACUGCUGCAAAUACUGCCAGGGAUAUUGCUGCGGCUUUUUCACAAUUCCUUAUUUAA